ACUGCAAACUCUCAUCGUCUCGCAUUUCCACAGGUCGUACCCAAUUCUUGUCUCCUGAUCAAGAUGGAUUUCGAGGAUCCACUUCGCAAAUUCCCGGCCAUCACACCGCACCCCGCACCAGACUCUGUGGCAAGCUCGGAGCUGUCUUCGCUCCUCGAAGAAAGUGACCGCUGGUACGACACCCGCACCACGGUGUUGAAGAUACUGGAGAACCGCUACAUACCAAAUGGUCCUGAUGAUGGUACUCCCAAGGUUCUGCGCGCAUUUGUGAUGAAACUGCUCAAGGGCGGUCAACUUGCUCUAGUGUCGGAGACUCGUCUUCUCCAAGAUGAUUCGGCCAAGUUACGACAACUACGUAACUUCUUGGUGGAUGCAAUACUCAAGCCUAUGAUGGGAACCGGUGGCAAGAAUCCCAAAACGCCAAUCACACCAAGUCCGCGCCCUAAUGCAAACAACGACAUCCUAUCUAGCAUAGCUACGAUUGAGCCUUCUUCUCGAAACGAUCAACGAGUAUUAAAAGCCGACUGCUUGCGAAGAGACGGUCAUCGUUGUGCUCUCACCGGGCGGGUCGAUGGGAAGUCAAGGGGAAAAGUACCAGGAGCUGCAGGAUGGAUGGUCAAAACUCAAUGUGCCCAUAUACUGCCGUUCGCACUUAGGAACUUCGACACGCAAAGUGCACAAGAGAUAAAACCUACGAUCUGGUGGGCCCUCUAUAGAUAUUUUCCAGGUCUGAAGGAUUUGAUCGGCCCCGGGACUAUCAACCAGCACCAAAACGCACUAACUAUGUGGGAUACCCUUCAUGCGGAGUUUGGAACCUUCAAUCUGGCCUUCGAACCUUUAGACGACGUAAGUGUAUCCAAGAUAUAUUCGACUCCGGAAAAUCGAUAUCGAACCCGCUGGGUAACAUAUCCAGGAUAUGAGGCUCCUGAUGUUGUUACCUUAGCAUCGAACGACCCUCCCGUACCGCUACCAAACUCCAAGUACUUUUGGGUCCAUUUUCGGAUAGCGGAGAUCCUCGAAUGGUUCGAUACCGGUGAAGCCACCUUGAAGUCGAUAGAAAUUGGGACGACAUCUCCAGUGUUGAAUCCGGUUUCGCCGGACGUUCUUCGUGGAGUCGGAGGAGCGGUGAACUAGGCUUGAUCGUCGCGAUGACUUCAACAUCUUGAUCGAGACCUGAUCGUCCAAGUACACUAUCGCCAAGGAGGCACAGGGUGCUGGGGUAGCGCAGAUAAUUUGCAGUGGGGUUUAUGAAGAAGGUAGC
Lasiosphaeria miniovina is the source of this 1261-nucleotide messenger RNA. RefSeq lists its product as uncharacterized. The coding region runs from base 64 to 1134 and encodes 356 amino acids. The transcript has 5 exons. The record is from RefSeq and is a predicted model, not a curated record. Lineage: Eukaryota; Fungi; Ascomycota; Sordariomycetes; Sordariales; Lasiosphaeriaceae.